CCCGAACCCGCCCGCCGCCCUCUCGCAGCCUCCCAGGGCUCUCCGAAAACGUUCCUCGCCGGGUUCUCCAGAAAGGGUUCUCUGUGGCGUUCUGGGAAGCUCCAUACGCCCCGGGGCCUCGGACCUUCAUGCGUCUCCCAGCAGCGUCGUCCACCCACACCUCCACCCACCACCACACCUCCACCACCACCACCACCAUGAGCUGUGAGCAGGAGUUUGGAGACGGAGCCAUGGGAGUGACGCUCACGCUGCGCCUCCUCAUGCACGGGAAGGAGGUAGGAAGCAUUAUCGGCAAGAAAGGAGAAACGGUGAAGAGAAUACGAGAAGAGAGCACUGCCAGGAUCAACAUCUCGGAGGGCUCGUGUCCGGAGAGGAUCAUCACCAUCACGGGCCAGACGGACUGUGUGUUCAGAGCCUUCACCAUGAUCACCUUCAAACUGGAGGAGGACCUGACAGCGCUGGUAGCCAACGGCACGGUGAGCAGCAAGCCUCCGGUCACGCUGCGGCUGGUCAUCCCAGCCAGCCAGUGCGGCUCACUCAUCGGGAAGGGCGGCUCCAAGAUCAAGGAGAUCCGAGAGACGACCGGUGCCCAGGUGCAGGUGGCAGGUGACCUCCUCCCGAACUCCACGGAGAGAGAGGUGACGAUAUCGGGGAGCCAGGACGCCAUCAUCCAGUGUGUCAAACUCAUCUGCACCGUGAUUCUGGAGUCUCCUCCAAAGGGAGCGACUAUUCCGUACCGCCCCAGCCCGACCCCGGGAACCGUGCUGCUGGCAGGAAACCAGGUGUUCGAGACGUCGGACUUUGGCUCUCACCCUCUUUUCUCCGUGGCACAGGGAGGAGUAGACAUGCAGCAAACGUACGCAGUACAGAGUCACUACGGCAUUCCACAUUCAGAGUUAGCAAAGCUCCACCAGUUGUCAAUGCAGCAGCAGGGCCUGGCCCCCAUCAGCCAAUCAGCGACACAGAUUCUCUCUGGAGGGGUGGACGCCAACUCCCAAACUACAUCUCAGGAGCUCCUCAUUCCAAACGACCUGAUUGGCUCCAUCAUUGGUCGCCAGGGCACCAAGAUAAACGAGAUCCGGCAGGUGUCGGGGGCUCAGAUCAAGAUCGGCAGUCAGAUCGACAGCACCAGUGACCGCCACGUCACCAUCACCGGCACACCGAUCGCCAUCAACCUGGCUCAGUACCUGAUCACUUCAUGUUUAGAGACCGCCAAAUCCACUGCCCAGUCCUCCUCCAUGCCGUCUCCCGUUGACCUGACCAUGAGCUUCACCCAGCCCGCCCCCCCCGCCUCCUCCUCCUCCUCCCCCCUGGCAGCGAUGGGCGCUGCUCUGCCCCAUGCUCAAAUGCUGGGCGCUCCCUACGCCCUCCCCCUCUCCAGCCUCCUGGGAAUGAAAUCAUUCCCUUACCUGGCACUCUCCACCCCUCCCGCCUCAGCAGCGGCGGCGGCAGCAGCAGGUAUCGGGGCGCCCAUGUUGCCGGGCUCGAUGCAGACGGCGGCGGGCGUUCCCGUUCAGGCUCACGCGGCUGCGGCGGCGGCCCUGGCGUCCUACACGGCUAAGAUCUCCUCCUCGGCCAAUGGGAUGAAGAAGCCGGAGAGACAGAAGUUUGCGCCGUACUAA
Messenger RNA from Perca flavescens (yellow perch), 1622 nucleotides. It is a transcript of the gene pcbp4, whose product is annotated as poly(rC) binding protein 4. Gene Ontology annotation, molecular function: RNA binding. NCBI's taxonomy places the organism in Eukaryota, Metazoa, Chordata, Actinopteri, Perciformes, Percidae. The transcript has 13 exons. Bases 129 to 1622 code for a protein of 497 amino acids. The record is from RefSeq and is a predicted model, not a curated record.